Orussus abietinus is the source of this 5706-nucleotide messenger RNA. RefSeq names its product serine-rich adhesin for platelets (gene bbg). The record is from RefSeq and is a predicted model, not a curated record. The transcript has 6 exons. Bases 220 to 4608 code for a protein of 1462 amino acids. Gene Ontology annotation, molecular function: protein binding. Lineage: Eukaryota; Metazoa; Arthropoda; Insecta; Hymenoptera; Orussidae.
AGCAUCGAAAGAAAUCAGUAACGAUAAGCCUUUCCCUGCCGAACGAUUCGCGAUCUCGCGUUUGGAGGAGCCCGUGACGUCCAGGCGGUCGGCAUACACGCGAUACAUAGAAUUAUCGAACGCCAACGACUAGAAGUUUGGAGAGCCACUUUACUCGAUACUAAUGAAACACGUCCUUCCCACAGCGGCAAGCCCCAGGACCAGCUCGGCCAGUCGCCGAUGGACAAGGAAGUGGAAAGGAACCCGGCAUCUGCCGAAGAAAUCCACGAAGAGGAUCCGGCAGCUGAGAGGAUGGACAACUGCAGCGACGGUCAACGGCUGCCCCCUGACGGGGACGAGUUCCCGACGACCUACCAAGAGUUCAACACCGAGAAGCACUUGCAGCUUCUUUCUUCGACCGGGACCACGACGGGUCCCAGCGGAGGUCACCCUUGCCUCGAGGGCCAAGCUUGCGCCCCCACCGAGAACUUUAACUUGCCAUCGCGAGAUUACAGACUUGCCGAUCCCGUUCAGAGGAGUCCCAGCGACGCAAAGAACUCAUUACCCGUUGGUCACCGGUGCAUCGAGAGCCUAGACUUACUGGACAAUGCGGCGACUCAAGAUGUGGACGUGGUCGCGAAGAGUAAGGCUUCCUACUGGUCCACGGAAGAGCCUGGGCGAAGGAGUUCCGCCUUCAUCGGGAUGUACGUCACCAUCAGGCCCAACGGCUCCAGCGGUUACUCGUCGUCGGCCGAGAAGGAGAUAAGGAUCUCAGGUUAUUAUCACAAGGAAGUGCCGACGGAGCUGCAGGUGUCCGGCGGAGAGGAGCGUCCACCGCCUUUGCCGGCGACGGCGCCGCCAAAGAUCGACCCCACCGAUCGGUCCCCCAGGGUCCCGUCUAAGCCCCAACCCCCCAGGAGGAAGUUCUCUCUGAACGGAGACAUCUGGCGGCAGGACGACAAGUCCGAGAAGUCGAUCAAGGACAAGAUCGCUAUGUUCUCGUCCCAGAGUAGCCUGGAGGCGCCGAUCUUCCCCAGCACGGCGGCGGCCUCGGCCGCGGUCGCCAACGGUCGGAGGCUGCCCAAAUAUAGGUCCACCGAGAACAUCUUCACCGAGGACAAGACCUUGCAGAAAGGCGGAACAUCCGCUCCGAUGAAAGGAUCGCAUGCCUCCGUCGGACUGAUCAACGCGCAUAAAUAUAGCAACGUCACUGCGAGACCUGCACCGAUGCCGAAUCCUGGGAACUCUUGCCAGAACGUUCCACACUCGAUGGUCUCCUCGCAACCUGCUGCGAGGUUGCCCGGAACUGGUACGCAAAUGUCCAGGUCGGAGUCAUUUAUUGCCGGUCAGAAGACUGGCUCGUCGGCAAAUAGUUUGGCUCGAAGGACGUCUUUGGACGUCUCGAAUGAACACUCGGAGUUGCUGGAAACAAAGACCUGCGAAUCUGUCCAGAAUCAGUCUAAAGGCACGACAACUGGUCCAAUGGCGAGAGGCAGCGCCGAAGCAAAAGACAAUCCCAGUUUUCCAAGCGUCUCUGCGACAAGUGGGUCCAGCUUGACCCGCGCUACCAGUUUUUCAGUUGGAAGUACCUUCCAAGCCCAGGACCAUCAGCCUGUGCACGAACGACCUACUGGGGCACAGAUAUCCAGGACGAACUCCCUGGCCUCCACAUUUAGGAGGCUCGGCGAGGAGUCGAGGAGAUCGGGCCUGAAUCAGCUGAUCGAGCAGCGGAGAAAGGGGAUUUCGAAACUGCGCGGUCUGGUCAUUCCUGAGAAAGAGACUGUGACGGUCGCCCAGCCCAUCAUCGACCUGCCGGAGAUAAAGUCCAGGAACUCUGCGAUUCCCUCCCAGCUGCCGAUCGUCAGCAUCCAGGAUAAGUGGGGAUCCCAGAGUUCUUUGGCCAGCACCGUCAGCACGACCAGCAACACCUCCAGGAUCACAACGUCCUUCAAGAUUCCUGCACCUCAAAUCUCCUCCCAUUAUUCGCCAGCCUUCAAGAGAAAGAGCUUAACCGUGUACGGUACGUCCUUGAAGACUGCUCCCGGGAUGAAGACCAUCCAGACCACGCCUUCCGUGGUGGUCUCCGAGGCUCCCAAAAGUCUGGAGAGCGUUUGCAGUCCCACGAGGAGUGACUACGGCUUCGACUACGCCUCGUCGACCAGCUCCUUGGAGACCCAUCAGCUGAAACCCAGGACGAUCUUGAAGAAGAACAAGACGGACUACGACGACUCCGACAAUGACUCCGCCGUGAGCAGCUCGCAGAGCAGCAUCUCUCGAGGUUUCAGCCCACCCAUGUCGCCGGUCCUAUCGGAAAGGUCGUCACACUCUUCGGAGCGGUCGGAGAAGUCCUUCGUUUCCACCGAGAUGAACUAUCAGCGACGCAGCUCGGUUCCGGAUAAUUCCACCAGGAGCUUUGUUGCAAGUUUCACCGGCAAAACCUCUAACGAAGGCCCCCAGUUUGGCAACAGGUCGAGCACCUUCUCGGAAAGGUCCCACUCGGGUUCUGAGAGAUCCUCGUCCAAUGCAAGCAGCCCAAAUCCCAGGACCCGAUACACGUUGGAGAGUAACUCGAAGGAUUCUCAGCUGAUGCAGCGUCGGACCUUGAGGCGAUCCAGCAGCACAGAGACCAACUGUAGCACCUCUUCGACUUUGACUUCAGGCUCUCAGACUAGCAUGGACUCUCUGUCCAGACGCGUCCUGAAACCCCAAAGCGUGGAGGCCAUAAACCGGAAGAACAUCAUAGCGAGUGCACGAUGUCGCAGUGGGAGAGACACCAGUGGGUCGCCGUUGAUUCAGAGGAAAUUCUCGGACGACGAGGACGGAUCCAUCUCGGAGUACCUUCAGCGAAACGUUAACCGCAGACAGGACAACGACGACAAUGGAACGGUUAGUAAGAGCGACAUCAAAAUCGCGUACAUUGAGGUGACGGAAAGUCGCCAGGAUUCGGAGGAUCAGUCCGAUGGUACCAGGUCGCCGAUGAAGGGUCCUGCAAUUUCCGUCACUGAAAUGUCGGACGUAGAAACGUCGGAACCCUCCGACACCCUUAAAGCGUGGACCCACACCGAGGUGGUGUCGGUUCUUCAUCGCGGGAACAAAAGCUCCGACUUGGCGAAGAAGACUAUGACUUUGAACGAACCUCUUCCACCAGGGAACACACGAGUGUUUUACAGAAAGUCGUUGCCAACACCGGAUAGGAAAUCGAUGGAAAGAACUAAUUCUAGGGGCAGAACAACGGAUCUGGAUCCGAGUUCUGCAUCGUCCAGACAUUUUUACGCCCCUCCAAAAACGUUAAAUAGCGAUCAGGACGACCUUCUGACCAUCUUAUCCACGAGGACUAGAUUGAGAUCGACGGUUCACGCGAGGGAACCGAAGGAACUCGAAGACACCCUGGGGAGGAAACCUGAAACGAGACUGACUCGAAGUCAGAGCGUCUUGGGUGACGUUGUCACUGAGAAGAGCGGAUCUACAAGAAGGCCCUCUUUCGAGUCUGGAGAUAACGGUCUUCUGCGAAAGACUGGGAAGCCUGGGGAGUCUGGAAGGUCGGUGCCGAAUUCCGGGGUCCUGGUCGAGGAGAAGUCCAGGAUCUGGGAGAACGCUGAUCCCUUCACUCGCGAUAAAUCCAAGAACACCUUGUCCAAGAUACCCACCUUUCGGACCCUGGGUAGGAAGAGCGUCACCGUGUCCGACUUCAAGGAAGUCGAGGAUUCAAAGAAUCCUUCUUCGGGCUCGCUGACUCAUCCUACGACCAGCCACUCGUACAGCUGUCCGCCGAUCCUGGAUAGCAACUUGCAGGAGGCUGACCGGGUGGUCAACUCUAAGGAUGCCGAUGACUACUCGGCAGGUGCCAAGGACACCGACAGCAAUUCCGGCGAACCAUUUGGCAGCAUCAGCUCUCUCGACAGCACUAGUCUCAUAACGCACCAGGAGUUGGUCCAGCUGGUGGAGGAAGUCAACCUGGAGGAGGCAGCAGCUGGAUCCCACGACAUCAUCGUCGUGUUGCUUCACAAGGAGAACCCCAGUGGGAGCGUCGGGAUCGCCCUGGCUGGUGGAAUGGAUUGCGAGACCAAGGAAAUCACCGUCCACCGAGUUCUUAGACACUCCAUAGCCGAUAAGGAUGGAAGGCUGCAAAGAGGCGACAGGAUACUUAGCAUCAACGGGAUAAGCACCAGAGGACUGACUCACAGAGAGAGCUUGGCUGUCCUGAAACAACCGAGAUCGGAAGUUGUCUUGGUGGUCUCCAGGACCAGGCUGGAACCAGGAUCCAGACUCAUCGCUAGCACCGAAAGCGUCGAGAGCGCGGUAGAAGGUUCCGAAGGUAGCGGCGCAGUGGAAGACGUGGCUUGGGGACCUGCCCUGACUGUGACGAUCUGUAAAAAUGGAGCUGGCCUUGGGUUCAGUCUGGAGGGUGGCAAGGACAGUCCCCUCGGCGACAGGCCGCUGAUCAUCAAAAAGAUCUUUACGGGAGGUGUUGCCGAGAAGACGGCCUUGAGGGCCGGCGACCAGCUGUUGGAAGUCAACGGAAGGGAUCUGACGAGGAUGUCGAGGAUAGAGGCGUGGUCCCUCACGAAGAAACUACCCGACGGAGAAGUAAACCUCCUAGUCCGGCACCCUGCCACCAAGUCAUCGUGAAUGGUAGUCAAUUCUAGUAAUAUAUACGUAUCCUCAAGUGCAACGUAGUCUCCUGGAAGAAGGAGAGGGCUGCAGCAGUCCAGAGUGGACUCGAUCCGUUCCCAUCUCAAGACGAAACCGCAAGACGACUGACGCGGUUACACCGGAAUCUCUAAAGUGGUUAUUUGACGAAACCGUAAACGCACGUUUACUCAGUCUGACCGAGAUUACAGUUGAUCUCGCAGUCCCAUCACGAUUUACUGGAAAAUCAUGGAGGUCUUGACUGACCGUGCUCCUCUUCCGAGGAGACGGUCGUAGUCGUGCAAGAGUCGGUUGGGUGUACUUCACCCCAACUUCUCGUUCAUGUAAGACAAUUCGUUAAUAGUGUUGCCUCGAACAGUUGGGGGAACUAUAUUCAACCGGAUUCUUGUCGAAGAGAUCCAAGCAGUAGAACUUGUUAAAAGGAAACUGCAUUAAGUGGAUGAGCGACGACAAGGAAGUCGUCCCAGCGUGUUGGCAGAGUUUAUCGCCGGUCCGGCGAUUAAUUUCCAAUUGGUUGGUCGGUUGGCCAACUGGAUGGGGGUUGAGCAAUUGCAAGUUUUCAUACUCAUUCACCCGAUGAUAUUUAUGCCCGUAGACAGCUGCACAGUUGGAGGGGAGCGGAGGACAUGCGUGUACAGUCGGCGGGGGAGAUGCAGUGCAGUGAUAUAGUUUAAUAUAACGACGUUGUUAAUCUAAGUAGAUAUAUUGGAGCGUUGGAAUUUAACAGUGACCUUUGUUUUCGGUAUCCGCAUUUGUUGAAAGUCCUGCUGUGAUAUGCAAGGGUGAGAACGACGAGAUCUAGGGUAUGGCUAUUCCGCAUUAAACGUCAACUAACCGAGUAGUGGUACAUUGUCAGCUAACCUACACACACAAGCAUAAGUAACCCAUUAAAUAGCCGUUCAUACACUACUUCUAUGCUUUGAACUUGUUUGUUUGGCAACAGUGCUCGUUUGUCCGUAUCUACAGUCAUGUAUAGAAGCGCCUAAGGAUUUCUAAAGAAAAAAAAAAAAAAGAACAAACCGUACUUGUACCCGUACUCCUCGAUACGUCCUGUGAAGCAAUUAUAUAUUUCAUGGA